GCAAAUCGUUCGCUCGCUCGCUCGAUCUCGCUCUGUCGAUCGAGUCUGAUUGUGGAAGCCAUUUUAUUCUUGGGGAUUGUGAAUGUGACAAAAUAUUUUUAGUUUUUUGUACCCAGAACUUUUGUGUAAAUGUGUGCCUGCGUUAUGUGUUGUUUGUGACGUGUGUUAGUGAUUUUAAAACUAGGAAUGUUCAUGCUCGUAAUGGGUUUGUGUUGACUUGCCUCGUUUCGUACGCGGUCGCAAGGGCAGGGAUCGAUUAGUGCAAGGCGGCCUCUAAUAACGGCGAAUCGAGGCCCCGGCUGGACUAGUUAGCAGUGCCGCCAUGGGCAACAAUGCCGCCACCGCCAACAAAAAGGUGGACGCCGCCGAAAGCGUCAAAGAGUUCCUGGACCAGGCCAAAGAGGAUUUCGAAGAGAAAUGGAAGAAAAAUCCUACCAACACCGCCGGACUGAACGACUUUGAGCGAAUAAAAACGCUCGGAACGGGAUCGUUCGGUCGAGUCAUGAUAGUCCAACAUAAGCCCACCAAGGAAUACUAUGCUAUGAAAAUAUUGGAUAAGCAAAAAGUGGUUAAAUUGAAACAGGUGGAACACACGCUUAACGAGAAGCGAAUCCUCCAGGCGAUCAAUUUCCCGUUCUUGGUGAGCCUCAAGUUCCACUUCAAGGACAACUCGAACCUGUACAUGGUGCUGGAGUAUGUGCCCGGUGGAGAGAUGUUCUCGCACCUGCGUAAGGUGGGCCGUUUCUCGGAGCCGCACUCGCGAUUUUACGCCGCGCAGAUCGUGCUCGCCUUCGAAUACCUGCAUUACCUCGACCUCAUCUACCGGGACCUCAAGCCUGAGAAUCUGCUUAUAGAUUCUCAGGGUUAUCUCAAAGUGACUGACUUCGGGUUCGCGAAGCGCGUGAAGGGCCGUACGUGGACGCUGUGCGGCACACCAGAGUACCUCGCGCCCGAGAUCAUCCUGUCUAAGGGCUACAACAAGGCCGUGGACUGGUGGGCACUAGGAGUUCUCGUCUAUGAAAUGGCGGCCGGCUACCCGCCGUUCUUCGCCGACCAACCCAUUCAAAUCUACGAGAAAAUCGUCUCGGGCAAAGUUCGGUUUCCUUCGCACUUCGGGUCAGAUCUAAAAGACCUGCUGCGCAACCUGCUGCAGGUGGAUUUGACGAAGCGCUACGGCAACCUAAAGGCGGGCGUGAACGAUAUCAAAGGACACAAAUGGUUCGCGAGCACCGACUGGAUCUCAGUCUUCCAGAAGAAAAUAGAGGCGCCGUUCAUCCCGCGCUGCAAGGGCCCGGGUGACACGAGCAACUUCGACGACUACGAGGAGGAGGCGCUGCGCAUCUCCUCGACGGAGAAGUGUGCGAAGGAGUUCGCCGAGUUCUGAGCGCACUGGAGGUGCCUGCACGCGGACACCGUGAGUAGGUAUUUUGUAUUAGUGAAUUCUCUACAAAGACGUGGUCGCGACGCGACGAGUGCUCUUUGCCUUCGGCCUCGGGUGGACAUGGACGCUGACGCGCUCCGGGGCCGGCCCCGCAGGUGGAUUCAGUUCGGAGCAUAGGCGUGAUGAAGUAGAACUGAUUUCCGAUAUUUCGGUGGCGUUCAUUUGCUUAGUGCCCUUUCAGAAUGACAUAACAUAGCAGUUAUAGAUGAAGUGUCCUAAUUCAACUGAUAUUCCCCAAUGUUAGGACUGCAGAAGUGCAAUACCAGUGUUACAUUGUUCAGAAUCAUGUUCUGUUCUGAUUAUGUUUUUCACCUAAAUGAUAGUUAGCUGCUGAUAACAAUGGAUUGUGGUGGUCUUAAAUUAUUUAUUGUUUUUAAGACAUCAGUACAAUUUUCCAUAUGAAAUUCAUGCUACAUAAUCUUCACAAUCUAAUUUUUGAAUUUGAAGUUUGAUGUACAUCACUUAACAAUCAGAUUCUAGAGCUAUUUGAAUCACUACUUUUUAGUGGAUUAUUAUUGAAUUUCCUAAAUAAUGUUCUUAUCUUGAUGGAAUGUUGUAUAGAUUUUAAAUAUUGACAUUUCAUAAUUUGUUUUAUUUAAAGUUAAUUGGUUGAUAUUUUAUUUAAGGAACUAACUACAUGGCAAUGUGGUGAGAUUAGUUAUUGUAACUGUGUAGUUGUGUUCACCCGUCUGUGCAAUUGACCUAUGUGUUUGUGAUCUGAUGUGAGAAUUCCUUUCAAGUUUAAGUGUAAUUUGUAUAGUUCCUUAUUUUGUAGAUUUUAUGGAUUUUUAUUGUGUAACAAUUACAUUAAACAACAUGCCAGUCUUGUAUAGGUAAUCAUCUAUGAUGUAACUAAACUUAUUGCUAGCAUCAGUUUAAGAAAAGCAAUAAAUUUUAACACUUUAAACAUGUUCCCAUUUAUAAAUAAAGCAAUAAUUCUCAGACAAACAAGAAAACAAAUCCUCAUUCAAUCAUUCUAAAAGAACUGGUUUCUUUUCUUACUUGGAUGGAAAUGUUGUUUUAUUGUAUACAUAGGAAUAUGAUUAAAAUAUCUUAGUAGUAAUUCUCUUAAAAUGCCAUUUUACAUGGUGAUAUCUUGUCAUUGAGACUGAUGUUAUCAAUAAGCGUAUGUAGGUGUGUAUAACAAGUUCUAAUAUCAAUACAUGACUGUCUCAUAAGUGCUAUUGGUUCGGUCCCAUAACUUCUUGUUCCAUGGAAUGAGAGAACGGCUAACUGGCGAUGUUUACUAUAAAGUUUGUUAGCUAUUAGAUGUAGGAUUGAAUGGAAAUGGAUGGAAACUUUGAAUCCAGGCUGUACAAAUAAAAAUAUAGUUAUUUGUAGUGCAUUUGACAUUGUGAAGACAUUGUGCGCAUCUGUGGUAAUAGUUAUUAGGUUGCAUAUCCCAGGGACAGGGAGAGAGCUGCACACUUCUCACCUUAAGACCACACUACAAGAAUAUGAACUACUGUACUGUCCUAUGCUGAGUUUCCAUGCUUGCCAGAGUGAUGACAAGCCUAUAGGACUCUGUUUCAUAUGGCUUGUUGCCAUGCCUUGUCAAGCAUAUAAAUCCAGUACCCCUGUAUUGAUGAAAACCUGUAGUUAUACACAGGAUAAAGGAACAAAUGUAUGUGUGUAGUGUACUAUAAAUAUCUAUUGUUUUUCCUAUAACCUCAUGUGUGUUCAUCUAGUAAUGAUACAAUACCAUAUCUCGAUUUACAAUCUACCUAUUUUCUUAAUUGAAUCAUUAGUGUUUAUGUGUAUUUUUUUAAUAAUAUAAAGCACUACAUUUUUUGCUGUAAAGAUGAUGUCUGUUGGUGAAUUGUCGAGCAAAAUAAUAUGUUAUCUUACAUGUUCAUGUUGCUAACCACAGAUAUGAACUGAGCUGGUGAGCAACCUUAUUUCUUGUUUAAUGCCAAUGUUACUUACAUUGUUUACUUGGUGCCAUAAAGAUUCUUAGUAAUGGGCCUGCUGUAUAAAUAUUUUUUAAGACUUGUUAGAAAUUCUUAUUUAUACCUUCAUUACAUGUAUCACUUAGUUUUAAACAUUACAUGUCCACUCUCAGUGGUAUGCUUGUCACAAACAGAACUAAAUUAUGCACUAUUGUUAUUUAAAUUAGACUAAGUGGAGUAGCAAGUAACUAUUUAGACAAUGCUCGAGAAUAUGUUCUAACGUCACAAGAUUUUAUGAGAUAGAAAAAGUUAAUAGUCUGCCAGCAGUGUAGAAAAUUACUAAUUCCUAUUUCUAUCUCAUGCCAUUUUAUGUUGUUACAAUUUUUCUGUAAUGGCCUGUUUACGCUUGGGUUAGGAACUUGUGCAAGUAGCACUUAUGCACCUUUAAUAAGUUUAGCAAGGAUACUCGCUAUUCCACGUAGCACGGUGCUUACUCGAUUCAGAUGUUAAAUGAAUGUAUACAAGUGUAUAUUUAGAGCUUGUGUACAGGUGCUAGAGUAGAGAGUAACACGACACGGCUCCCUGUUACUGAUCAGGUAUAUAACACAAGUAUACAUUCGCUGACGUGAUAAACACGACACCUUAUCAGCCGUUGCUUUAUCAUAGUCUAAUGAGAGGCGUAUUAUGGUUGCUUUUAUCAUGUGAUAAAUAAAAGAUAGCAUCCCUUGCAAAUGGACGUCUUUUUGAUACUAGUUAAAGACAAAUGCUCUGCAUAUGUCAAUGUGUUAAGACUGAUGUAAACGAUGCCAGUUGUAAAGUGUUGCUGAAUUCAGGAGGAUGCAUCUCAAUUAGACAGAUAACUGAUAAAAGCGUCCAUUAUACGCCAGUAUGUUUAGUCUCGAUCAUGAAAUGUGCUCCCAAUUUUUCUGUAAUUUUACCAGGUCUAUGUUUUAACAAAAUCAUGAACUAAAAAUAUCACUAAGAAUCAAUAUUAUGUAUAGCAACUAGUCACUAUCUGCUUGUUUUGUUCUAUCUUUCCAAAGUUUAAAUCGCAUGAGAAGCCUUAGAUUUUUAUAUUAGGUAGUGUAAUGUUAUUUAUUAGUUAAGUAGGUGCUUGUUUCGGUUACGAAUUGUAUUAUAUAAGUGAUGAUGAUACAGCAAUGUAAUCAAAGAUUAAAAUGUCUCAUGCUUUCAUGCCAUUGUACUGUCACGCCUGUGCAAUCAAUGGAUGUAAAAACAAGGUGCAUAUCGUUUUCUAUAAAAGCGAAAGACAUUCACCAACUAGACAUUGUUUAACAAGAUGCAUUUCGAUUUCGCCUUCAAUUCUCGCGCAACGCUGUUUUUUGUAGUUUCAUCACUGCAAUAUUUCUUUUUUGGAUCGUAAUAAGUAAGGUUCUGAGGUGUAGUUUUCCUUUGUUACUUCAUUGUAUAUAUCUAGAGUGGUCGUGUCCCCGAUAAGUAGGAGAUUUGAUAUCAGCUUCGGUAUCCGCAGAUCUUCAUUCCAGUAGCUUCAUAAAGGCUAGUUUAGGCGAUGCCAGCGACUGUCGUUAGUCUUGCUCCACAGAACAGUGGCACUGCCUCCAUUUAAUCACUAUUGUGUAAAUCUAGCGUUAAAACGAAAUAGAACCCGGGAUCUUUCGUUGCGCUAUCGAUAACUCUGUCUUGUCAGCGAUGUUAGUGCCAGCAACUGGCAUCAUGUAAACCAGCCUUAUAAACUUGCUCAUCAACCCAAUGUGGACGUUCUAAUGUGAACAUUUUAAGCCAUUUUGGAUAUUAUAAACAUUAGUGUGACAGUAUGUGUAAUUGAGAGCAGUCUUUUUAUAUCUGUGCGUAUUAAUAUUAAAAUGUUCACGUCUAGAUCUAUUAUAUCGAGUGCCUAUAGCAUUGAAGGUUCAAGUGUAAAAAGUCAGUUAAUUUCAGUAAUUAUUUGUCACCAUGUAUUGAUCUUCCAUAAAAUUACGAUGAAAUUAAAAAUAUCGAUGUAA
Molecule: messenger RNA, 5315 nt
Organism: Leguminivora glycinivorella
Lineage: Eukaryota; Metazoa; Arthropoda; Insecta; Lepidoptera; Tortricidae
Gene: Pka-C1
Product: cAMP-dependent protein kinase catalytic subunit 1
Exons: 1
Coding region: 323-1384 (353 amino acids)
Biological process (GO): peptidyl-serine phosphorylation
Cellular component (GO): nucleus; cAMP-dependent protein kinase complex
Molecular function (GO): cAMP-dependent protein kinase activity; ATP binding
Source: RefSeq, a predicted model, not a curated record